Molecule: messenger RNA, 1413 nt
Organism: Paramecium tetraurelia
Lineage: Eukaryota; Ciliophora; Oligohymenophorea; Peniculida; Parameciidae
Exons: 5
Molecular function (GO): GTP binding; GTPase activity
Source: RefSeq, a predicted model, not a curated record
AUGGAAAAUUAAUUAAUAGCAUUUGUGGGUGAUCCUGCAGUUGGGAAGACUUCGAUUAUUAAAUAUUUAAAGGGAUUGGAAUUCGAAGAAGAUUAUAGUCCAACUGAAUAAAUAGAGACCACAGAUGUCACAAUUCAAAAUAAUGAAACAAUUACAAUUUAUGAUACUCCAGGAAAUGCGGCAGAAAGAAAAUAGGUAAUUGAGAUGCUAAAGAGUAUCCAAGUAGUGUUUGUGUGUUUUGAUGUUGAAAAUAUUGAUUCAUUUGAUUCAACAUUAUAAUGGUUAGAUGAUAUCAAAAAAUAAAUAAACAAUUCAAUGUAAGUAUGUCUGGUGGCUUGUAAAAUUGAUUCUGAUAGCAGAUAGAUUUCUCAAGAGCAGGCAUUUGAAUUUAUUAAUGAUUAUCCUAAUGUCGAAUAUUUAGAAGUGAGUGUGAAGACAGGAGAAAACAUGGACAUGCUUAUAGAUAAAAUACCUGUGACUACACCUUAAGGCGAUGGAGAUUUAUAAUAGUCGUAUAGAACCCAACAAUCAAAUAAACAAUCUGAAAAACCUGCUCACAGUCCUGAAAGACAAUCAUAGACUUACAAAUCCCAAACUAGUUUGUUAAAUAAGGAGGAACCCUUGUGGAAAGUCUAUGACUUUUUAUUUCCAACUGGGAGAGUGGCUAAAUUAGUAAAGAUAUCAGAUGUCGAUGCCAAAAAUUUGUCCAUUUAAGAUAUUUUGUUUAAAUUGCAAUUGAAUUAAAGUUAUCCAGUUGUAAAUUUGAUUGGAGCCAAGGAAACCAAUAAGGGGAAAUUCUAUGCAGGGAUUGCUAGGGCCUGUUUUAAUACUGAUGCUGUCAUUGUAGAUAGUGGAAUCUCAACUGGCAUUGAAAAAUACGCGAUCAGAAGAGGAGUCAAAUUGAUUGGAGUGGCUCCGGAAUAGGAAGUCAAAUAUCCGAAUUAAAGUACUGGAUUCAUUGAUCCUUAUGAGAUUAGUAACGGACAUACACAUAUAUUUCUGCUAAGUAAUUAUGAUGAAAUUAUGAGUUUAGAUAACAAAGAGAAGAUGAUGGUUUUUGGAUUGGAAGGAGUUUUCAAGAUAAAUUUGUGCAAAAAAUUGGCUGAAGGGAGGUUGGCAAAAAAUGGUCAGAGGGAGAGUAUGAAGGUGGUGCACAUUCUUUUGGGGGAGCAGGAAGGGUUUUUGAAUGAAUUGUAGUAGGCAGUUAUGGCCAAUCAGCCGAUCAUAGUGAUCAAGGGGUCUCCUUUGUGUGAUUAAUACUUUUAAAAUUAUAAUAACCCUCAUGCGAAUUAUUCAAAUGCAAGUUUUGGAUAAUUGGUGAGGAAGGGCCAUUUUUAUGGACUAAACAGUUUGGAUUCGGAAGAUAUUGCCCAAUAUGUCCACUUCUUUUUGACAGUGACUCCAUAUAAUUGA